Molecule: messenger RNA, 2319 nt
Organism: Mesorhabditis belari
Lineage: Eukaryota; Metazoa; Nematoda; Chromadorea; Rhabditida; Rhabditidae
Source: the annotation of a GenBank genome assembly
AUGAAUAAACCUACAAAAAGAAGUCCUUUGCUUGAAAAUCCAGAUUUGAAGGCAACAUAUGCACUACCAGAAUUGGCUCAAUUUACAAGAAUAACGAAUACUCAAUCGACGACAAGCACAAAUCCUCCAUUAAAGCUUGUGUUGAUUGCUAUUGCUGUUUGUAUGGGAGGGUCAUUUCAUUUUGGAUUUCAAUUGGUCAUUACGAAUCCAACCCAACAAGUUUUCAUUGAUUUUGUCAAUCGUUGUCAUAUUGAACAUUAUGGAGAACAUUUGGGAAAGGAAGCGCUUGAUACUUUAUGGUCAACAAUUGUCGCUCUUCUUUUUGUUGGAGCUUUGUUUGGAUCUUUUGUUCUUCGAUUGACCGCCGAAAAAUUGGGACGCAAAAAUGGAUUGUAUCUUUCGUUUUCUCUUGGACAGAUCUCCAUUGCAAUGGCUGUUACUUCGGCAUGGAUUUCCUCUUAUGAACUGUAUAUUUUGUCGAGAAUUCUACUUGGAAUCUCAAUGACGAUGAGUCUUGGUCUUGCUGCAAUUUAUCUAGCUGAAGUUAGCCCAAAAAGAUGUCGAGGAAAAGUUGGCCUCGUCACCGGCUCGAUGAUUCAAGUUGGUACUGUGUUUGGAUCGAUUAUUGCCAUGCCAAACAUUUUUGGCACAACAAAUCUCUGGGCUUUAAUCUAUGUCGUCGAAUUUUUUUUGAUGCUUGCCUCAUUUGCUUGUCUUCCAUUUUUGCCUGAAAGCCCAUGUCUUUUGUUAUCGAAAGGGGAUGAAUGGAAUGCAAGAAGAGCAGUCCAAUUCUUUCAUUGUUGCGAUGAAACAACUGCCUUGAAAGUGAUCGACGAAAUGAGAGAAGACACAGCUCAUUCACAAAAAACAAUGGGAAUGUUAGAAGUGAUGAGAGAUCAAAAAUUGAGAAAAAGGACUUUUGUCGGAAUGGUUGUGGCAUUCGUGAUGGCUUUUUCUGGAAUUGCAGUGAUCAACGGGUAUGCUGUAGAAAUUUUGAAGCAAACGGGUCUGUCACAAAUGGAAGCCUCGAUUGCAAACGUCGGAUUCACACUUAUUUCAUUAUUUGCGGUUUAUAUAGCAGCAAAAGUGGUUGAAAGCAAUGGUCGGCGAUCUCUUCUUCUUUUUUCGAAUAUCUGUAUUCUAAUCACAAAUGUUAUCAUUGUUGCUUUGAUGUGGAUUUUUAGUACAACACAAUGGCAAUUUUUUGGUUGGAUGCUAAUCUUCGCAAUUGGAAUGUUCACAUUGUGGUUCUCAAUCGGGCCUGGUCCCCUUUGUUAUUUUGUUUCCACAGAAUUGCUGCCUUUAAAAGCUCGAUCCGCAGCUCAAGGAUGGACAGCUGCUGUACAAAUGGCUUGCCGAUCAUUCUUAUUGAUGAUUUAUCUACCUCUGAAGAAUGCCACAAGUCAAUCAUUUGCUUAUGCUUUUCUUUUUGUCAUUCCCGUUGCUCUUUCAAUUGCUUUUCUCUACUACGAAUUGCCUGAAACAAAGAAUAAAACGCCAAGCGAGGUCGAUGAAGAGGCGGCAAGAUUACCAAAACUUUGUGGAAAACUCGAUGGAUUAAAUGUGCUGUCUUCAUGUCACAACCGAUUACUUUAUAAACACCAAAUUUCCUAUAGAAGCUUCGCCUCUGAAAAAAACUCGUUUGGCGAUAAACGAAAAAUGAAUGGUUUUGAGGGAGAUAGUCAAUCAAUUGAUUGUAAUGGUACAUCGACACCAAGCAGUUAUAAUGGAAAUGGAAUGAGCCGAAAAUCAUCAGAAGCUGCUUGGAUAAAAUUGAAUGUUGGAGGACAAAUUUUCCAAACAACAAAAAUGACUUUGUGCCGUGAAGAGAGUUUUCUUUCAAAACUGAUCAGAGAUGACGGAGGGUUGACAAGUGAUAGGGACGAGAGUGGAGCGAUUCUUAUCGAUCGAGAUCCACAAUAUUUUGCCCCGAUUCUAAACUAUUUACGACAUGGGAAACUUGUCAUCAAUCCGGGAAUUUCACUGGAAGGUGUUUUACAUGAAGCUGAUUUCUAUAACCUGCCUGUCCUUUCACAUAUGGUUUUGGAGAGAAUUAAAGGCAAAAAGCUUGAAUUAUCACAGAAAAAGACGGUUUAUCGCGUACUCCAAUGUCAUGGAGAAGAAUUGACAAAUUGUAUUUCGAAUCUUUCAGACGGGUGGAAAUUAGAUCAGUUGGUUCCCGUUGCUUCCGCCCUCUAUUCGUCGGACAUCCAAAGGGAAUACCUUUGUGUUGUUUCUCAAGAAUGUAAUCAAUUGGCUGUUGAUGAAAGAGAAUCACAAGAUAGGGCAAAACUACUUCAACAACGAGCAAGAAAUAAU